Molecule: messenger RNA, 2141 nt
Organism: Papilio xuthus (Asian swallowtail)
Lineage: Eukaryota; Metazoa; Arthropoda; Insecta; Lepidoptera; Papilionidae
Product: peptidyl-prolyl cis-trans isomerase pin1-like
Exons: 2
Coding region: 149-640 (163 amino acids)
Cellular component (GO): nucleus; cytosol
Molecular function (GO): protein binding; peptidyl-prolyl cis-trans isomerase activity
Source: RefSeq, a predicted model, not a curated record
CAGCCAUUUUGUUUUGAUUUUGUAUUUCCACAAAUUCACACAUCGUCAUCGGAAUAAAAUACCAGCCAUAUUGAUUAUUCUACGUAGUGCACCGAAGAAGAUCAGACGCUCGUUGUUGAAAAAACGAUUUGGAUAAAAGAAAAGGACCAUGGAGUUCUUAAACGGCCCCAAUCCAAUGGUGCUGUAUCCUUUACCAGAAGGAUGGUCGAUCGGCUACUGCGUAGCAUCUAAGAGAUACUACUACAUCAAUAAUUUCACCAACAAAACCCAGUGGAAUAGGCCCACUGGUCCAGCACCCCGUAACUACCCCGUCGCAAUUAAAUGCAGUCGCAUCCUCAUCAAGCAUCGCGACUCAGAGCCGGACUUCUGGCGUGUGAAUUAUAUACCGCGCACAAAGAGAGAAGCUGCUCAUGUGAUUAGCAAAUGCUAUGUGCUGAUAACUACCAAGCAGUUUACCUUUGAAGAGGUAGCUUUUAAAUAUUCCGAAUGCCCAUCUGCGCAUCGAGGUGGAGACCUUCAGUGGCUGAACCUCUACACCGUGAGCCCCUAUUUCUUGAUUGCUUUCAACCUUGACAUAGGUGACCUCACUCUACCAGUUGAGACACCGGAAGGUUUUGAAAUCUUCCAAAGGACGGGUUAGGCACCUGAAAUAUAAGUCCUCGUAAAUUGUUAAUUUAGAGGACUGAAGAAUCAUUCUAUUCAUUGAAUCUUUCUUUGGUAUUGCAUCCUGGUACCCACAUUUGCUUGUUUAAUAUUUGAUUAAUGACAUAAAUCUUUUCAUACUCUAAAUGGGGAAAAAUAUUAUUUCCAUGAUAGUUUAGUAAAUGAGUCAAAAAUAAGUUUUAAAACAGGAUCUAAAUGUUAGUAAAUAAGAUUGAUGUGCUCUUAUAUGAGUUUGAUAAAUAUAACUUGAAGUAGUGGAGAUAUCACUUAAAAUCAGAGAAGUAUUUUAUGAAUUUACCAUUUAAAGUCAGACAAGUAUUUUAUGAAAAGACUUCAAGAAAAGAGCAUAGGUGAUGGGAAUAAAUCAUGGUUAUAGAAUAUCGAAGAUAGAAAGGAAUUGUGGAUGCCGCUCUACAGUUUGCUGUGCAAGUAAAAUAUACAAAUAUGGAGAGCCAAAACUACAAGAAGCUAGUCAAUUUCAAAUCACUGUUAAAAAAUCAUCUUGUGACAUCCAAGGAAUAAAAAAUGGUUAAAAGUGUAGUGUUAGAUAUAGUCAUACAAAUAUUUUCCUUGCUUAUUUCCAAAUAAAUGUGAAGAUUCCCUUUGCUAUAUAGUAUUAUUAAGGAUAUUCUGACAAAUCUUAUUUUGAGGCACACUUUUUCAUUUCAUUUGUGCCAUAUUAAAUAUUACUUAUUCAAUUAUAUGGCAAACAAAUUCAUAUAUGUUGCUGUUUAUUAAAUGUGCAUUUAAAGACUUUGCUAAUGUGAUAUAUGUGUAAGAAUUGUUGUAUUAUAAGAUAUAUAUUUUCCAAUUUGGACAUUGGACAUUUUUGUUGAUAUAGAUUCAAAAAAAUUUAUAAAUGUUCCUAGAUCUAAGAUAUUCUAUUUAUUAUUUUCUUUGUUAUACAAAAGUCAUGAUUUUUGUUUGUUUUGAAUAUUUAUAUGCUCUUUGUAUUUAUAUUAUGUUUAUUUCAUUAACAGGGUACAUGGUACAUAUUUGGUACUAGUUUAGCUCUAUUUCGAAGUACUUGUUAAUUUUCUAAGUUAAAUAUGAUAAAAUAUUCAAAAAAAAAGACCUUGUUGACAAGAAACUUCAAAGAAAUAGUUAAGUUGUUUAAGACUGAUUCAAAGUAUUAUUUAAUUUCCCUUCUGAAGUUUCAAAUUAUUGUAUAAAAAUUAUAAAUUACUAUUUAUCUAAAUGUAUCUAUACAAAUUAUAUUACAACUACCUAAAGGUAAUAAAAAUAUUUCUGGUCAGUUUUCUAUACUUGUAGAUGUAGUAAUAUGUAGAAAUCCACAGUAAUGGUUUCAAUUAAAAUCAUAUGAUUUAAACAAUUGGGAGCCGAACAUUCUGUACUAGUCAUUUGUUAAACUUGAUAAUUGAUGUUAAUGGUAUGUAACAUUGUCUUGUAGUUGUAUCUUUGUCUACAUUAUAACUUAUUUAAUAAUUGAAUGUGUCAAUAAAGGAUUACAAUCUAAA